AUGGCGGAUCUGGUUCAAUUGGAUUAUGAAGGCAAAAGUGUGGGAUUGACACCAAUGAAUCUUAGCAAAACAACAAUUGCUCGAUUUUUUAGGGUGCAUGAAGACGGUUUGCACCUGAAAAUCGUGAAAAACGGCAAGUGCGAAAAUGUAUGGCCGCUAUCGAACGGCAAGUUUUUAUUGCCAACGGGAAGAAAAAAUGCACAUGUGGUUGCCUUUCCUGCUGAAGAUCAAGAUUUACAAGAGGAUGAUGAUGGUGAUUUUCAGGGAACAUUUGGUGCUCGGUACGUAUGCACGUCCUUUUGUGUUUGCGAUUUAUUUUUUUCUUCAAUGUUUUAUUUCGGUACUUUAUAAAGAGGGAAAUAUUUUAAAAGCGCGAUUUACAUUUCACUUUCUUAUUUUUAUAAUCAUAAGAGCAACCUCGCAUCCAAUUCCUCGCCCAUCAAUUAGUGGCCGCAGCCGAGUUCUUAGCCCACCAGUAACUAGUGCUGGGUUUGGGAAACGACCAGCCCCUGGUUUCUCGUUUAUCAAGUCUAAGAAGAAGAAACAGAUGAACUUGGUGAAGGACUUCACGUUUUCUUCUCUGGAUGAAGAAGGACAAAUGGUCAUGCUACUUCCCAUCUCGAUCAACCUAACUGAACUCCUCGAAAGGUUCGGGCAACUGUCGGUCUCUAUUGUCUGCAGUGCUAUUGAGCAGGAACUUCGAGACCAAGGAGAAGUCGUGAGACUUGUAGUUCUUGACGCUCGGGGGCAGCCGAUUAUGGAUUCCUCCCAUACAAGAAGUAAGCUGUUAUAUUCUGUUUAUUCAUUCUUCGUUCCUGCGAUCCUAUCAAGUUUUUGUUUUUCGGAAAAAGAAACCGUAGGCAUUUUCGUACUACUUGCCUGCAAUGAUUCAGUCAGUUCCAAGCACCAUUACCCCCGAAAUUUUUCAAGCACUCGUCAGCAGGAUAUGUGAGUUUACAGCAGAGUGGGAUGUGUACCCAGGAGAGGGUAUUCGUGUUGUUAAAUUUCAUAUUUUGCAUUUCCUUGAAAAGGGAAAUAUAUAUGGUAUAGUAAACAAAGAGUACAUGUAGAGAUGCUUAGUUCAAAGAGAAAUAUUUGACAAUUCUAAACUUCAGGUUUUAUUAUAUUUUUGUCACCUUUAUGGCUUCGUUCAUUUAUGACACAGGUUUGCCAUGGAGCUUCUUAGAAGAAUCAAACCUUUCACAGAAAACGUUGUGUUUCAUUGUUGCCCGGGUGGUGCAAGAAGACACACUGGUAUUCUUGUAAGGCCCAUAUAUAUAUAUAUAUAUAUAUAUUUUUUUUUUUUUUUUUUUUUUAACCUGCUUGCUCCCCACCCCAUGUUUACAGCUUCCUUUAGAAAAAAAACGACAAAUACCUGAUUUUAACGUAAUACUUCACCAUAUUUUACUUCCCAGAAGAGGAAUUUUGGGCAUCACAACGAACAUUUAGAGCCAUGUCCCAACAAACUUUUCGAAAAUGGAAGCCAGGGGUGUGGGCUGCAUCGAGUACAGGACUCUACACUCUGGAGGAUGAGGAGGUGCCAGAGGAGACAUUGGUGGACCACCAACAUUUUUCCUUGGAACCCACUGUAAGUUUCUUUUAAAGAUGUCUAGUCACAGAAACCUCCAGUUUUUCAUUACGUAGUUCAUUACAGCAAUUUUUCCAAGUCAAGAGCUUUAUGUUAAUUGGUCUUGGUUAUCAGGUUUACAAACACUAGAUGCUGCUGGGAAAAUUAUAAAAUUAAACGAGACUUACCUGCAAGGUGAAGUUUAAUUUAGAUUCUACCUUGUCACCAUGGCAGUGAGAUAAGUUAGAAUCUGCUUGCUAGUCCGGCUAGUGAUAAGAUAAGCCUUGCUAUUCAAGACCAAAACUGAGGCCUGUAUGGGCAAGGCACUGCACCAAGAUACCUUGCAACUCCUAGAAAAAGAUAUUAGACCUGACAUAACUCCACCAAUAAUGAUUACAGUAAAAAGGAAACAGUUCAGUCAGGUACUGCUGGGUUGGAUGAAAACUAAUUUUAUUUGUUACUCAUUGACUUUUUGAAACAAAAACUGAUUUCACAAAGUAAGUUGAAGCUUAUUUCAACGCUGAAUUUCAACCUGUGACUUUAUAAUCCUUAGGCUCUCUUUCAUGCGUUUAGAUGCAUUUACUAACAUUCUAUCAAGUCUACGCUAAAAUUAUUAAAUGAGAAAUACACUGAAAUUUAAAAGGAAAAAAUACAACAUUCUCUUUUUGAUCAUUACUUUUUAAAGAUACACCACUAAUAACUGACACUUUGUGUUCACGGGCUCGAAAAAAGGACACAUUUGCAGAAAUUAAAGAAAUGUUUAAAGAAAUAAAAGAUACCCUUGAAGUAAAUAAGGAGAAGAAAAGGGUGAAAGAGAUUAUUAAGUGUGUUAUCUGCCAGUCCACUUGUACCUCAUCAUUAUUUUUUUGUGUACCUGGGUGUGGCCAAUUAAUUAGUUGCUUUUACUGUGCCUCCCGUUUACAAGAUUGCCCCCUAUGUAGGGUUAGUCUCCCAGUCUCCCAGUAG
Molecule: messenger RNA, 2533 nt
Organism: Porites evermanni
Lineage: Eukaryota; Metazoa; Cnidaria; Anthozoa; Scleractinia; Poritidae
Source: the annotation of a GenBank genome assembly